AUGCACCGGGCAGUAACCGCAUCUGCAAACUUCCACAGCAAGAUCCAUACCAGGAUGAUCUUCUAUGAUUUCCGAAGGCUGCUACCAACACUGCGGUUCUGUCGCUCACAGGAAUGGUGGGAGAGCUAUGCUCUGAGACAUACUUUUUUUUCCACGUGCAGACGUGUGGUGCGCAAAUCCAUUGCCAGAGUCCUAACCGUUAUCAACCAGACCCAGAAGGAGAACUUGAGGAAGUUUUACAAGGGCAAAAAGUAUAAGCCUCUCGAUCUGCGGCCGAAGAAGACUCGUGCCAUGCGACGCAGAUUAAAUAAACAUGAAGAAAAUCUGAAGACCAAAAAACAGCAGCGAAAAGAACGUUUGUACCCUGUCCGGAAAUACGCCAUCAAGGCAUAAAACUGCAGUGUGCCGAAAGUUCUUAAUUAUAUUGGCUGAGUACGUCUCAUUAAAUAGAAUUUUGUUUGGAAGCUG
Molecule: messenger RNA, 468 nt
Organism: Pygoscelis adeliae (Adelie penguin)
Lineage: Eukaryota; Metazoa; Chordata; Aves; Sphenisciformes; Spheniscidae
Gene: RPL35
Product: ribosomal protein L35
Exons: 3
Coding region: 1-393 (130 amino acids)
Biological process (GO): translation; maturation of LSU-rRNA from tricistronic rRNA transcript (SSU-rRNA, 5.8S rRNA, LSU-rRNA)
Cellular component (GO): ribosome; cytosolic large ribosomal subunit
Molecular function (GO): mRNA binding; structural constituent of ribosome
Source: RefSeq, a predicted model, not a curated record